Messenger RNA from Emericellopsis atlantica, 327 nucleotides. RefSeq lists its product as uncharacterized. The transcript is spliced from 2 exons. The record is from RefSeq and is a predicted model, not a curated record. NCBI's taxonomy places the organism in Eukaryota, Fungi, Ascomycota, Sordariomycetes, Hypocreales, Bionectriaceae. Bases 1 to 327 code for a protein of 108 amino acids.
AUGCCGUCCAUGAAAAAUCCCAACGGCCCUUCCAAGAACCGCCUCGCCGCCCGCGCCGCGUCCAAGAAGAAGCGCUCCCAGCAGGCCUCGCACGAGGGCCGCACGCGCAUCACCAAGAACGACGCCGCCCACGGCGCGCGCGAGGGGCUGCGGCCUAACAGCGGGCCCGGGAAGAAGCUGAGCAGCAAGAAGCAGCGCAAGCUGGAGAAGAAGAUGGGAUACGCGAUGAAGAGGAAGGAAGAGGAGGAGGGCAUCGUGGAGAUGAAGGAUGCCCCUGAAGUGAAGGAGGCUAAAGAAGAUGCGGAAGGCGACGUUGAUAUCCAAUGA